Molecule: messenger RNA, 999 nt
Organism: Salvia hispanica
Lineage: Eukaryota; Viridiplantae; Streptophyta; Magnoliopsida; Lamiales; Lamiaceae
Product: two-component response regulator ARR17-like
Biological process (GO): cytokinin-activated signaling pathway; phosphorelay signal transduction system
Source: RefSeq, a predicted model, not a curated record
CCAUAACCAUAACCAUAACCAUAACCAUAACCCAACAUUUCUCUGCACACACAGUUUUUGCUUCUCUACUACUCAAUAAAACCCACACCUCUCUCUUUCUCUUGCACCAUCCACACACACACACACACACACACAUACUAGAUCAUAAUAAACAAAUUACCAAUUCACCAACAACAAAUUCAAUCACACAAACACACAAUUCUUGAAAUUAAUCAGCUAUGGUUUCUGAAAGAGAUGAAGAAGAGAAACACCUCUUCCAUGUAUUGGCUGUGGAUGAUAGUAAUAUCGAUAGAAUGCUCUUGGAGAGGCUCCUCACUUUCUCUUCAUACCAAGUUACUUGCGUGGAAUCGGGAGAUAAGGCACUCGAAUAUUUGGGAUUGGUGGAUAUUCAUCAACAAAAUCAAUGUGAAAGAUCAUUGCCAUUAUCUUCUCCAUCUUCCACCCAACUUUCUUGUGAUUCUUUAUCGUCAAAAUCAGAGGUAUCAAAAGUUAACCUGAUCAUGACAGAUUACAGCAUGCCUGGAAUCAGUGGCUAUGAUUUACUAAAAAGAAUUAAGGAUUCUUCUUGGAAAGAUGUUCCCGUUGUGGUUAUGUCAUCUGAGAAUGUACCUUCAAGAAUCAAUAUGUGUUUGGAAGGAGGAGCAGAAGAGUUCUUAUUGAAACCUGUGAAAUUAGCAGAUGUGGAAAAAAUCCAUUCUAAUCUUAUUAGUUCAACUAAUUAUAGUCCCUGCGAAGAAAACGGUAUUGCCGAAAUUGAAAAAUCUAACAACGCUAAGAGAGAAGGCAGUGAAAUUGAUAAGAACUGCAGCAAUGGUAACAAGAGAAAAGCAACCGUGGCGACAUCACUGGAUCUCUCCGACAGAAGGCCACGUGUCCAAGAACUGCCGGUUUCGUAGAGUUCUACACAUACGUUUGUUAGUGUAUUUGGAUACAACAUACGAUGGCAUUGUAUGGUUUUCAUUUUGGCAACAUGAAAUGAAUGACUAAUUGGUACUACAA